UCCUUACUACUGUCGGGGUCGUGGUAGUUUCACACAUGGAGAUCCAUAAAAACGCUGUGAUUAUCUUAGGGCGUUUGGGACAUUGACUUUUCUGCUUUCAAACAACGAACGUUUUACGUUACAAAAAUCUGUGCAAACAGUGCGACGGUGAUCACGUUGAGCGAAGAGGAAAAAAAGACAGAAUCUGGGUUGUGUUGUGCAUAGCAGCUUUUCAUUCGGAACACAUCGAACAUCGUAUUUCUGAAAACUGUUCCCAAGGGGCCGGCUACUGGAAAGUCUGAAAAACAAGGCCCUCUGCGUUUUGACAGUAUUACUACAGGAUGACGUUUUGGACAAUCGCCUAAACAAUAUCAUAUCUUUAUCCACCUUCAAUGGACAUACUUAUCGUGUCGUUGUAAUUGUUUUGUCGUCGGAUAUCCUGGAAAGACCGAAUAAAUAAAACUAGACCCAAUAAAACAACAUGGCGGGAAGGCCUCAAGCAGACGAACUCUACUUGAAAGAAAGUCAGAAAAGCUACCAGAAAUGCCAAGUUGCCAAUUCGGCUAGGAGAAAUUCUCUUAUGAAAAAAACAAUCGGCAUUGAAGCUGAAAGAAAACUGGCAAAGAGUCAAAUGGGCAGAGAGGAGAAACAGCUACGGGAACAUCUCCGAGCUAUGAAAAUAGAACAGUCAAAGACAAGCCUGACCAACGGAAUCCGGGGUAAGAACGUACUGCUUUCUCUUACUUGUAUUCGUUUUUCUGAAACGACCUACUUACGUAUAAAUUCACAUAUUAAUAUGAUAUAUAAAUGCUCCAUAAACACAGACAAAACCAGCCGAGGAUCCGGCCAAGCGACCACUGCCCCGGGGGUGAGCUGUGACGUCAGACAAGAAGAGUGCAUAGAUCCGUACCCGGUGACCUUCUGUGGGAAGAGCUUAGUGCCAGGUCGACAGAGGUCGAUGACUGUGUCGGAAAAGGGCCGGUCCUUCGAGAAAGCCGGGGCGAGGUACGCCAUGAGACGAGACCGCAGGGUCUCCAAAGAGUUUGAGGAUCUGAACAUGAACACUAGCACAGGGAAGCUUGCCAUUCCCCCGCACCUCUUGUUGAGGCCGGGGUCAAGGUCGUCAAGAUCAUCGAAGUCGUCUAACUCGUCUGGCGCUCCGUCCCCAUCCACACCCCGGCGUGGGGCGGGGGGCGGGUCUCACCCAAGUCUGGACACCACGUCAUCAGAUCCUGCGCCCACCUGGCAAGGCAGCCCCGAGGCCAUCCGGUCAGUGAGGCGGCCCAGGAAGAGCGUGGAGCAGCAAGAGAGAGAGAAGGUGGUCAAGCUGAUACAUGAGCUGGACGGGUGAAGGAUACAAGGGUGAAGUCAGUAUGUGGACGGGUGAAGGAUACACACCUAAGACAUUGUAUAGGUGGGGGAAAGAAGAAGUCAAUAUAUUAUUAUGAACGUGUGAAGAAUACACACAUAUGACAAUGUAUGGACGGGUGAAGGGUAUAAACGUAUGCCAAUGUAUUGGCUGGACUUGUGAAGGACAGACAUAGGAGAUAAUAUACGGGCUGAACGGGUCAAUAGUACACAAUUACUUGAAUUGAUUGAGUGCAUUGUAUCGUUUUGUAACCUGUAACGCAGGUCAAAGGUUUUGACAGUUGGUAUUUUCCAACAGCUAACUCUCCGGGUACUGAAAUGGAAUGUCGUCUUGAGGAAGUGAUUAUUAGAACUGAUGAGAAUUUUAUUGGCCCUACCCGUUGCUCCUACAUAUUUUGUUUAUUUUUGGCCACAGAACUUCUUGCGAACACACCUCAUGGUUUUAAAAAAUUGUGGUGAUUGGAUGAUCUCGUUAACAGUUUUACUUUUAUGAAAUUAUGUCAGUUUUAUCCUAAUGAAGUUAUGAAAAUAUACGAUGAGUCGUAGUCUCUCUGUCUCUUCGUCGCUGGACGUAAAUAUAGUCAAGCACAAUAAAUCUAACACGCAUAUAGAGAAACACGUAACUAGCGAAACCUGCAAAUAGAGAAGUGCGUAAAUUCUAUUAUUAUUAUAAUUUUUUAAAUUAUUCUAUAGCGAAGAUUCGUACUUAACGAAAUUACUUUCACCUCCUCCCAAUGAUAGUAUUUGUGUCCUAGACUGUAUGUAUCUAUCAUAUAUUUGGCAACUUGGAAACACAUUAGUCACGUUUCCAAUAAAACUACGAUAGCCACAGAGUUGAAAGUUGGCAAGUACCUGCAAAAAGAUAGACAGGU
Messenger RNA from Aplysia californica (California sea hare), 2219 nucleotides. RefSeq lists its product as uncharacterized. The coding region runs from base 461 to 1330 and encodes 289 amino acids. The transcript is spliced from 5 exons. The record is from RefSeq and is a predicted model, not a curated record. NCBI's taxonomy places the organism in Eukaryota, Metazoa, Mollusca, Gastropoda, Aplysiida, Aplysiidae.